Messenger RNA from Stomoxys calcitrans (stable fly), 1925 nucleotides. RefSeq lists its product as uncharacterized. The record is from RefSeq and is a predicted model, not a curated record. The transcript has 9 exons. NCBI's taxonomy places the organism in Eukaryota, Metazoa, Arthropoda, Insecta, Diptera, Muscidae. The coding region runs from base 151 to 1833 and encodes 560 amino acids.
GACAUAUCAAGUUCCGGCCACCAAAACAUAUUUCUUAGACAUAAGUGUCAUUAAGCCAUCAACACAUUUUUCAAAAUUGCUUAUCUCGACAAAAUUUUUGCACCCACUUAUUUGCAUUCACAAACUAAAGUUUACAAUUCCUUCAUUGUAAUGGAUGCCUCGCAUUCGGGAAGAGCUUCAAUGAGUGGUAAUCAUAAACAGACUGGCGGAAAGCUUCUUUUUGAGCGGAAAAUAGAAAAUCCAGUUUCCGCAACAAAUAAAAGUGGCUCGGAUUAUCGACGUUGGCCCACAAGCAGACCCCCUAUGUAUUCUUUAGAUGGCCGACCGUUCGAUCCCAACAGCGAUUUAGCAGGUCAUUAUGUGUCCAACAAUGCCUGUUAUGUGCCGCCAUCCUUAAAAGGCCAUUCCUUUAACCUGGCUGAGGAAGUAGAGAGAGGAAAGCUUAUAGCGAGAGAUGUUCCCGUUAGUCGUCGUCUAACAACGUCCAUGGAAAGACCAGGUUUUAAAGUUGGAAGAGGUAAAAUACUAUAUGGACACCAUCCAACAAAUGGUGGGCGUCUGCUGGAUGUACGGAAUGAGUCUCUCCUGGCGCAAAGACCUAUGAUCUUGUUAGCUAGGGAAGACGGCCGUUUAUUGAAUAUGAGGCACAAUCUUUCUCGACUCAGAUCACCCCAUUCAACAUUUCACAGGAGUAUAGCAUAUACGCCAAUUCCUACAUCGAAAGCAUUGCAACAGAAAGAUGUUGCCGGGGAUUUGUCGCACUCUUCGUUACAUCUCGAAACCCGGCCCAAAACUCCGGCUUGUCGGCAGCGUUUGUCUCCACAAGUAUUCCGUACAGGAUCUGAGUACCCGAACUUGGUAUGGUAUAGUGAGGAGAUUCCUGCCAGCAACUUUAUGCCAACGAAACCUUCUGAAACAUCAUCGAACAUUUCGUUCAGUGCCCAACAAAAUAGAGGCCAACAACAAGAGGCAUUCAAGCAACAGGAUUCGACAUCGGAGUUGGCUUCUGAGAUAUCUUUUGUAACUCCGACUGCAGAUUCAACUCAUUACCAAGUCAUCAAAGACCAAAAGAGACCAAAAGAGAAUUCCCAUGUUGUGGAGAUGCCCCCUAUGCUUUCUCCAGCCAAAAGUACGCUGCGAAGCAGAAAUAAAUGUAUUUCUAUGGAAUGCAAUGAAGGUCAUUUUGACCACCAGCUUUUAUGUACACCUGCUAAAAGAGCUAGUCCUCCUCGCUCGUUUCUAGAGUGUUCAAGAAAAUGUGACCGCACUCAGUUUGAAGGCGGUGCAACGUCAGAAGUCGAAGAUGCCUGCAGAGUAGAAAUACUAAAACUUCAUCUGAAACACUUAGUAGAAGAUACUUAUUGUCCAGGCCUAAUCCAGGCCACCCUUGAUGGCAGAGAAAACUUCAACGACAUCUCAUUGAGAUUAUCAAAUAAGAAUUGGUUAAUACGAGCACCAACGGGGGAUCAGGAGAAAUACACACCACACGAUCCUAUGACUUUGCUGGAGGCAUUUUCCCUACGAAUUGCUAGAGAUCGAAAUGAGGUUAACAAAAACAUGUCCGUAGAUACUGCAGAAGAGAUAUGUGACAGCAGGAUAGAAGAAACCAUAGGGAAACAUUUUGCUAAGCAAAAUCCAUCUGAGCUUAACAAAUCAGUCAAGAGUUUGCUUGUGGCGGAGGCUAUUGAAAAGAAAAAUCGAAAAAAGGGGGCCCGCUUAUCCUUAUGCUUGGUAGAUAUUCAAAAAAAUGAGCUUAAAAUGUAUGCAUUUGAUCCAGAAAUUGUUACAAUUUGUUAUAUUGGCCAUGUGAAACCUACCACUGAUAAGUUAUAAAGCAAAUUGAAUUUGUCCCAAAUUGUGUGUAGCUCCCAAUGAAUAAUAAAUAACUUAAUAAAUAAACACCGACAUUCUAUGGUCCGACAAAA